AUGGUUGCGCGAGAAAUUUUUCUGAUGAGCCAGACUCAGUCCUCAGCGAAGCUUUCGCAGGAGGAAUUCGAGGAGCUCGCGCUCAGUUUGGAGGCGAGCAAGGUGCCGUUCUUGCUCACAGUCAGGCCGCCCCAGUUCGUGGACGAGGGCGACACGACAGUCCUGGUGAAGAACAGUGACUUCUACAAGAACUUCGUCGAGCGGACCAAGGGACGAGGCCUGGUGGUUUCAUGGGCGCCGCAGAGAGAAGUUCUGGCGCACAGGGCAGUGGCUGGAUUCGUGAGCCACUGCGGAUGGAACUCGGUCCUGGAGAGCGUCUCCAGCGCCGUGCCGAUCAUCUGCUGGCCUCGGAUAUACGAGCAGGGGCUCAACCGCAAGAUCAUGGUGGAGAGGUGCCACAUCGGGGUGGAAGUUUCGGACGGGAGGAGCUCCGACGCGUUUGUGAAGCGGGAGGAGAUUGCUGAGGCCAUUGCGAGGAUCUUUAGCGACAAAGCUCGAAAGGCGAGAGCGAGGGAAUUCAGGGACGCGGCGAAAAAGGCAGCGGCGUCGGGUGGUGGCUCUCGGAAUAACCUGAUGCUGUUCACAGACUUGCUGAUGUUUGCUCCCGGCCAAUGGGAGGCGGCCAAGCCGCGUGGGGCGGGAGAAGAAGGCACAGCGACACGUGUGCCAGUGUGGCAAUCGCAGCAAUUGUGCUUCUUCCUGCAAAGGUCUGUGUUCACAGUCAGCCCGGCAGCUGCUAAUUUGGCCCCCAACCCCAACAAUCUGGAUUUUUGUGUGCUGUGA
Molecule: messenger RNA, 783 nt
Organism: Selaginella moellendorffii
Lineage: Eukaryota; Viridiplantae; Streptophyta; Lycopodiopsida; Selaginellales; Selaginellaceae
Product: isoflavone 7-O-glucosyltransferase 1
Exons: 3
Coding region: 1-783 (260 amino acids)
Molecular function (GO): UDP-glycosyltransferase activity
Source: RefSeq, a predicted model, not a curated record